UAUCAAAAAGCAAACCUACCACGUCAUUCCAGCUCCACCAAUUAGAACUCGACACAUUGGCCAUUCCUUCUACAUUCUGACGCCGCUUUAAAUUCAUCUGAAAUUUCACUGCCCAUUACUCCCAUGAAUUCCUUCUCGCAGCUUCUAAGGAUCCUAUUUUCUUCUCCUUCGAAAAUAUUUUGUAAUAUUCUCCAUCUCUUUAUACAAUCUAACAUUCAUCGGAAGGGAAACUGGGGUUUGAACUUGGGAGCUUGAUUGACCUUUGAAGCCAAAAUCAGAUUUAUUCUUGCUAGAGGGAGAUGGAGAGAGAGAUGGAGCUUCGGCAUUUCAUCCACAAGCAUCCGUUGAUCUUCAAUGAAGAGGUGGUGAGCAAGGAUUGUGGAGGAUUACUCUGCGAUGGGUGCGGAAAUCAAGUAUUGGGUCCUAAUUACAGUUGCAAACAGUGCUCCUGGUUCGUCCUUCAUGAAUCAUGUGCACAACUGCCCCAUGAGUUGGAACACCCAUCGCACCCAAAAUAUCCCCUUCGUCUCAUCCAUACGUAUUCCUGGAAGAGGGAAAUCAAAUGGGACUUGGAGCACCCUUUGCACCCCAAAUAUCCCCCUCGUCUCAUCCAUGCAUAUUCCUGGAAGAGGGAAAUCGAAUGGGACUUGGAGAACCCUUUGUACCCCAAAUAUCCCCCUCGUCUCAUAAAUUCCCAGUUGAGGGAAAUCAAAUGCGACGGUUGCAAUACAGAGGUUCUGUGGGGCUUCAUUUACCAUUGUUCUGACUGUAAUUUUAGCCUUGAAAGUAAAUGUGCUUCUCUACCGCUCACCAUCCAAUCUGAAAUUCAUGCACACCCAUUGACCCUCGUGCGGAGAUCUCUCUCUUUCACUUGCGACGCCUGCGGUAAACAAGGCAAAGGCAUGGUUUACUUAUGUGCUAUCUGCCCUUUCUUAGUUCACCUACAAUGUUCUUCCUACCCAUUGCUUCCCAAACAGAUUCGUCACGGCCACCCUCUGAACCUCCCCAAUUCCCUUCAAGAUACGUUCCCUAUCGAAUCAACAAGUAUGCUAAGCUGCGAAGAUCCGGGGCUUGAUGAAUCCAUUGAUUCCUUAACAUAUGUUAUCAAGAAAUCCAAGGUGGGUGAUGACAACAUUGAAAUAGCCAUGGAAAUCAAACAUUUUAGUCAUGAGCAUGACAUGAACCUUAUUGAUGAGGAGCUUGAGAAACAGGAAAAAUGUGACGGGUGUUUGUGGCCUAUCGAGACCCCGUUUUAUACUUGUACUCAAUGCAGAUUCUUUCUUCACAAAUCUUGUGUUGAAUUGCCCAGAAAAAAGUCACACCCGCUUCAUGGGCAUCCCCUCACUCUCCUUCCAGAGCCACCGUACUUUCCUUCUUUUUCUUGCUAUGCUUGUGGGCAUGAUUGUAAUGGCUUCGUCUACCGUUGUGACAAAUGCAACUUCGACCUUGAUGUCCAAUGUAGUUUGAUAUCUGACACCUUUAGGCAUGAAUGUCAUUUUCACCAACUUUUUCUCUCCUGCGCAUCAUAUUCUGGUAAGUGCAAUUCUUGUGAUUCUAAAGGACAAAUGCUUCGUUGUGGUUGUGAAUUCAAUCUAGAUUUCAAAUGCGCUACACUACCGCCUACCGUAAGAUACAAACCAUACUCAAAUUCAAAUGAAGAAACGUUCGUUCUUUGUUUUGAAUUUGAAGAUGAUUAUCAUGAUGAAUAUAAUUGUGAUAUUUGUGGAAAAGAACGACUUCGAAAUCAUUGGUUCUACUAUUCUCCAUAUGGCGGUGAUUUAGCUGCUCAUCCUGCUUGCAUUCUUGGGAAAUAUCCAAAUAUCAAGUUUGGGAGGACUUACACGUUUGACAUGCACGAACAUCCCCUCACUUUUGUUGACAAGAGCGAGAAGCUCCAUCCUCCAUGUGAUAAAUGUGGUGAUUCUUGCCAUGGUAUGAUUUUUGAAUGUUUCAAAUGUAAUUUCAGUCUUCACCACCUGUGCUUGAACAAUUAGGACUUGGAACUUCUAUUAUCCAUUUUCUGCUUUAUUAUUAAUCAGAAUUAUCUUUUCGGUGUUGUUAUUCAAUUUUCCUCUUUAUUUUUGGCAGUCUACAAGUGUUUGUGCUUGUGCAUGUCGAUGAUAUCAUCAUCACAUGAAACUGUACUUUGAUUUUGCAUUUCUGUUUAGUGGUUGAAGCUACAUGGAAAAAUGGUGAUCGUCAUCUUACUCAAAAAUGGCCCUUGCUAUUUGCUAAGCCUAUCACUUCACAGAUGUCUUCAUUUGUCUGUUCUUAGAAGGGAAGUUGGAACAAAAGUUGACAACUGACAUUAUUUUUUGUAGGAAGGUUUAAACUUUC
This is a messenger RNA of Alnus glutinosa, 2337 nucleotides long. RefSeq lists its product as uncharacterized. The transcript has 2 exons. The record is from RefSeq and is a predicted model, not a curated record. NCBI's taxonomy places the organism in Eukaryota, Viridiplantae, Streptophyta, Magnoliopsida, Fagales, Betulaceae. The coding region runs from base 300 to 1994 and encodes 564 amino acids.